Anarrhichthys ocellatus (wolf-eel) is the source of this 4249-nucleotide messenger RNA. RefSeq names its product ADP-ribose glycohydrolase MACROD1-like. Bases 342 to 962 code for a protein of 206 amino acids. Lineage: Eukaryota; Metazoa; Chordata; Actinopteri; Perciformes; Anarhichadidae. The record is from RefSeq and is a predicted model, not a curated record. The transcript is spliced from 4 exons.
AGAGCAGCAUUGGUCACUUUGGAGCGAAGCCUUUUCACAGGAAAUAAUACUGAAUCGUAAAUAUAGGCCUGCACAGCGCACUAAAGCUUAUUGUCACGUUUAUUCAUUUGUUGGCACAAGUUUAUUGAACUAGCGACAGCUACCUUGCACCCCUUGUAAAUGGUACAUUCCACAUGUGAACGUCCAAAACAAAAAUGGCACAUGUGAACUGGGAACCACCUAACGUUCUUCACUAACGUGUGUUCGUAGCGAAAACGAAACCUAACCACGGUGUGUCCGACACUGAGACCCGAGAAGCUGUAGUAACACGAACCGUUACCCCCCCCCAGCGUCAUUCAGGCAUGGCACUGCAAAUAUCAGCUCUCUUUUCAUAUAUCAGAGCCCCACUGCGCACUGGCUCUCUGUCUCGAGUCUGUGCAGACUUCCAAGGAGCAGGUGUCAGGUUCAAACACAUUUUAACUCCUGGAAGCCUCCAGCUGGGAGGGAAGCCAGCGACAAGUCCUGUCCGCGGCCAUAUUACAAGUGGCCUCCGAGCUGAGAAGUUUGCGACGAAGUCCAGCCAGAGUAACGGUUCCUCCUCACCCCGGGGGAGGAGAGAUUGGCUGGGCCAGGUAGCCCUCGGUGCUGCCCUCGGAGCGAGCACGGUCGCACUUGUCCAGUGUCUCCACACUGGAAUAGUUACCGCCAUGGCCCGCAAUGUUAACCUGGACUCCGCUGAGGGAGACUGGAAGGAAACCAAGGACUCCUUGCUGUCUCUGUCUGUGAAGGACAGGCGUCAGCACUACAGGACGUAUAACUUUGUGUCACUGGCAGACGUGUCGGUGUGGACUCCCACUGCAGGCGGCUCUGAACAAACUCUCUACCAGAGGAAUGAAAAGUUUGACCAGAAGAUUUCCCUCUACAACGGUGACAUCACCAAGCUGGAGGUGGAUGCUAUUGUCAAUGCAGAGGCCUGGCUAUAGGGGAGUGUGAUGAGGAAGAGGAGACGAAGGCAUCAGGGAGCACGUAUUGGAGCAGGGAGUUAGGAGAGCAAAGCUCGACUCUCAUCAUUCAGGAGAGGGGAGUAUCUGAGAAGGAGCUCGAGGAAGGUCAGAUAAAAGGUACAGAAAGAAACUGACUUCUUUUCGUCAUAACCGUGUUUCAGCACAUUGCUGAAGUUUUCAAAGGAAAUAUCUCCCUUAUUAAUUGUAUUACAUUAAUCCAACAUCUGAAUAUAGCAGUUAACCUCCAAGAAGGAGAUUACAGACGCUGUUAAUGGUGAACGGAUGCACCUUGACAUGGAGCCAGCCAUCUUUCGCUGGAUCACAAAGAGUUGAGUUUAUUUCCUCUGUUAUACUAAUGUCAUGCCUCUGAUGUUAAAAGGUGCAGUAUUUGAAUGCAUGCUCAAUAGAAUCUAUAAAACCCUUUCACACAUUGAAAUUCAGACAGCAUAGAAAACCUCUUGACUGUGAAUGGUCGCGGUAAAGGUACUUCAUCGUGAGGUCAACAACUGUCUGAUAUGAAGUUUCAUUAAGUCUCUAAUAUCAGGCAAUGAAAAUGUUAGAUGUAGACACCGUUUUCUGUGUGUUUAGAAUAAAUACAAAACAUGAGAAUACAGUAGAGCUGAAACGUUUAGUCAAUGCAUCGAUGAGUAGUUUGACAGAAGAUCUUGCCAACAACUUCGAUGCUUACCUCCACCAAGGAGAUUUUGUUUUUGGAUUUCUUUGUUUGUCAGCAGGAUUACAGACAAACUACUGGCCCGAUUUUCAUGAAAUUUUGUAGGAAGUUGUAACAUGAGCCAAAGAGAACCUCAUUACAUUUUGGAGCGGAUCUGUGUCACGGGUGAGAUACACACAUUAUUUUUCACUUAUGGAAAAGGCCUUGGCGGCGGUGUUUGCUCUCAGAGUGCUCCACAGUUAUUUAUUGAUGUAAUGAUUUAAACCCAAAUGCCAACAAGUUAAUAGUUCCAGCUUCUGGUAUUUAUCUUCUACGAUAGAAAAUAUUUGUCUUUAGGACCGUUGGUCGGACAAAACAAGCAAUUUACAUUUAGACUUUGUAACUGUGAUGAGCAUUUUUUUUUUUUUUACCUCCACCGAGGAUGUUGUGUUUUCAGUCCGGUUUAUUUGCUUGUCAGAAAGAUGAGAGAAAGUAUCGGCCCGAUUUUCCUUUUGGAGCAGACCCGAUUCACUGGGUGGAUACACAAACACAUUGUGAGAUCUGUGCUCUCCCGAGUUCCAUUCUAGUCUUUUAUUUAAUUAAUCAAUAAAAUGAGAUUGAUUCAUCGAUGAUGGAAAUAAUCAUUAGUUGCAGCCCUAGAUAAAAAGAAUUUUAAAAAAAAACAUCUCUGACAAGUGUUGAUGUACACUUACUUGUCAGAGUUUAUUUCUUGUAUUUGUCCAGAUUUCAAUCUCAGGUGUUGGCCAACAGGUGUUCAGGCCACAGCCCAUUGCUUUUUGGUGUGUUUGAAAUUUCUUUAAUUAAUGUCCUGUAUCCUUACAAAGUGAAACCACAGUCAAAUGAGUAACUGUUCUCCGUUCACAUAAUACAUUAAGAAAAAUAGACUGAAGAGACGCUGGGAAAUGACCUUCAGUGAUGUAAAACAGUAAGGGUUUGCAGAAAAGGAGUAAAUGCAUGAAUCAUACGAGAGUUGCUCAUUAGUAAGUGUAAAAUAUAUCACACUACUACUGAGUUAGUAUUUUCCCACCAAAACACCACCGGUGAGGAGCUGUAGCACAAAUACAGAGAGCAGUUCCCACACUUGGGCAGGUGACCCACUUAGUGUUGAGGUUAUAAACAUUCCUGACUGACUCCUUACUCCGUCUUCUCUGUUGUGCUUGUUCAUUCCUACUGGGGACAGAAAUCCCCGCUCUUGUGAGCAAGUCAAUGACAACUUUGUAGCCUACAGGCACGCGGCAAAAUGUGACUUUCACUGUGGCUUCUUCGCACUCCGCAUGCUCUCGCUGUUUUGUUUUCCGCUUUGCUUUGUACUAUAAAGAUCAGAUAUUAGCAUCUUUUUUCUUUGCUUUGCGGGACAGUGGAGAAGGCUGGUGAACACCAGCUGAAUAAACCGAGAACACAUCGAGAAAUGUACAAGAAUCAACAUAUAAAGACAAUACAUUUGCAUCUGAGCUCAGAGCGGCGGAAGCCUCCGGCAUAACUAUCUCCGACACUUUUCAUGCAACACAUCUGUUACAGAAAAGUGUACAGAUGUGUAAAUCAGUGCAUGUUCUUAAAGAUUUGGAGGCAACAUAUGAACAGAAGUAUGGCCAGAGCAUUUAGUGUUUGUGCGUUGUUAGAUAGUAUAACUGGUACUACAGGUGACGUCUACACCAAUACGUCUUUCUUUGACAUGAGGUACUACAAGAGGAAAUGAUGCCAAUGAGACUAAGGACUACGAUGCCUCAGGUUACAGAAAAAAAGUAAUACAAAUUGCGUAAUUGGGUGUUUUUUUUGCCGUUUUGAUAAAAAAAUUACCAGAAAGAAAAUAUAUAUUUUUUCAAUUGAAAAUUCUCCAGACGACCUUCGAGCUGCAUUUUCGCAUUUGUGAAACGUUGUCGUGGGCGGCAGCAGGAAAUUGACGAUAUCAAAUCUCCUUUUCCAUCCACCCUUCGCUCCGUCAGGCUGUUCAGAAUAAUUUGGAAAAUGGAAAGCAAAGAAAAGUGACAGCUGUGAUACUUGGCAGAGUGCUCGCUCUGUGCACUGUAGGGAGCAAGGAGAUAGGAAGUGAGGGAGUAGGAGCUAGGGAUUAAUAGUUAUGGGGCUGGGGACCAAAGUCUGAGUACUUUGUAAUCAUGUGGCUGCCUAACCCCGGUGUUAGCGAGGUUGAUGAGCAUGCGUCCCAGCUGACACGCUCUCUCUACAUCCACUCUGCUGAAUAUUAAUAUGGAGGAGAGAAUUCCUCUGAGCUCCAUUGUCAGACGGCCCUAUUGUUCUCUGCUGGCCUCUCGGCGUGUGUGCAUGUGCGUGUUUAGUGUUAAUGCGUAAAUUGGUGUCUAGAUUGUGUGCUUAUGCAUAUUAUGCCCAUAUCGUCAUCACGUGUGUGUGUCGGCUGCAGCAGAGCAGUAGUUAAAGCGGCAGUGAGGGAGAUGAGGGUUGUGUUCACGGCCCGCCAUGGCCCAUAAAGACAACUGGCCUGAGAACACUUGGACCAGCCAUCAGGGCCCAACAUUGGCAAUUAUUUCACCUAGAGGCACUAUCUGUAAAAUGAACACUCUCAUUAAAAUGUCCGCGUGUGUGCACGGGUGUAUUCGUGUGUGCGUGUGCGUGUGCG